UGGGGUAGCGGUAAAUGUGACAGUGGACCAACUGAAGGGGAAGAUUCCCGGUGUUUGUGAUGCUCUUUGUUUGGUGUGAUGCAGACAGGGUGGUAUGAGUUGUAAAACAGAAGUAAUUAUUUGUUCUUUUUAGUUUUGCUGUUGAGUCUUUGCCCGACAAAGUGUACUUCGGAUAUUUCAGUUAUCCCCUAUGAGCUGUUGUGCCGAAUCCAUUACGUUGUUACAGGUGUCAAGCUUAUGGGCACGUGGCAUCGGGGUGUAGGAGGGAGAUGUGAGAAGUGUGCAGAAGGACACGAGACAAAGGAAUGUGUAGUAUUGGAGAAAGAAGAGAAAGUGUUCAUUGUAGGGGUGCCCAUGGGGCUGGGGAUCAGAAAUGUCUGGUGCGAGAGAGGCAGGUUGAGGUUGCCAGGGUUAGAAUAGUGCAGAAGGUGUUUGAUGCUGAGGAAGAUGGGUAAAUGGGGAGGGGUCCUGAGAGGGUUCAUGUGAGUAGUAGAGCUGUGCCAGUACCGAGGGAUAGGCCAACGAUUGAUAUAUGCUACACUUUCUACCGCUUCUCCACACUGAGCCCAAGACUAUACUGACAACAUCACUGGGCACCGCAGGAGAAAUGGCAUCAGUGAAAGACAGCAGUCAAACACUCCUGUUGAAUAUCAUCACGAAAGAUGAAGAGGAGGAAGUGAAGAUUUGGGAAUAUGAUGAUUACCCAGGAGCGAGUCCAGAGAUGACAUCAUCAAACAGCAGUCAAACACUGGGCCUGAAAGUCAUCAUAAAAGAAGAAGAGGAGGAAGACGACGACAUUGGGGAAUCUGAUCACGGAGAGACCUCUAACAACUCUGACCAAGUUGAGACAUUUCCUGUAUCAGGGAAGAAACAUCAGGAAUGGAGCAAAGCUAAGGGGUCUCACCACUGCCCACACUGUGAGGAGAGCUUCCCAUUCCCAUCAUAUCUUGAAAGACACAUUCGAAAACAUUCUGGAGAGAAGCCUUAUGCCUGCUCUGUCUGUGGGAAGCGCUUUCCUGCAUCACAUCAUCUAACAGUUCAUCAACGAGUGCACACAGGAGAGAAGCCUUACCACUGCUCUGACUGUGGGAUGAGUUUCUCUCAACUGAGUGGCUUGAAAGGUCACCAACGAACACACACUGGAGAGAAGCCUCACCACUGCCCUACCUGCAGCAAAAGUUUCUCCUAUCUGCGAGACUUGCAACGCCAUCAGCUGAUUCACACAGGAGAAAAGCCUUACUCCUGCUCUGACUGUGGAAAGGGUUUCACCUCACCAAGCCAUCUAACAGUUCAUAAGAGAGUGCACACUGGAGAAAAGCCCUAUAAUUGUUCUGAAUGUGGGGAGAGUUUCUCUUAUGUAGGUAGCUUCAAACAUCACCAGAGAAUACAUACAGGAGAGAAGCCAUACUCCUGUCCUGACUGUGAGAAGCGCUUCACCUCGUCGAAUCAGCUAAAGGUUCACCAGAGGGUGCACACGGGAGAGAAACCUUUCUGCUGCUCUGAAUGUGGGGACUUUUUCUCUCAACAAAGUAACUUGAAAUCACACCAGCGAACACACAGGAGAGAAGCCUUACCAUUGAUCUCACUGUAGCAGACCCUUGUUCUUAACGUACUCACUUCAGUCAGACAAUACAGUAUGUAUGUAUCCACCAGAAGCUUUACAUAUGACUGAUGUACAUUUUUUCAACAUUCAAAUCAUUCCUUAAGUGGAUCAGUGGGCACACAGGAGAGAAGCCGUAUCAGUAAUGCUAGACCUGCAGGAUUAGUUACCCCCAUAAUGGCAUUCAUAGAAAAAGUGGGGGACAUUCUAAAAUGCUUGUGGUGAUCUCCAAUGGCUUAACCCGACUUAAGGACAUUGAAUGAAAAUGAAAGUAGAGAGAAAACAUCUAGGGGUUUAACUGUGUAAUGUUGCUAAAGGUGUGUAAAAGGGAAAUGGUAAAUAAUGCAUUAAAGGAUUGAUACAUAUUUAAAUGAACGGUAUUAGAUGCUAUAUGGAACUCUUAAAGCUUGUUAAAUUACAUUUUUUGUUAUGUAGGCCUAACUGUAUUGGCUAUGAGUUAUACUGAUAAUAAAGUCUUUACUCUGAA
This is a messenger RNA of Oncorhynchus mykiss (rainbow trout), 2087 nucleotides long. The record is from RefSeq and is a predicted model, not a curated record. NCBI's taxonomy places the organism in Eukaryota, Metazoa, Chordata, Actinopteri, Salmoniformes, Salmonidae.